CGCCCCGUGCGCGCCAAUCGCGGGGCGGGGUGGUGCCGGAGCCGCUGCGGCGCCGUCCCAAGAUGGCGGAGUACGUGCAGGUGAUGAAGCGGGCCUUGAAGCACCUCGGCGGCCACGGCGGCGUCCGCGGCGCCAUCUUGCAGCUGCUCAGGGUCAACGAAUUGAAGACUGGUACACUGGUAGGAGUUGACAAAUACGGAAACAAGUACUAUGAAGACAAAAGAAACUUCUUUGGUCGACACAGAUGGGUCAUAUAUACUAGUGAAAUGAAUGGCAAAAAUACAUUUUGGGAAGUUGAUGGAAGUAUGGUGCCCCCUGAAUGGCAUCGCUGGCUUCACUCCAUGACGGAUGACCCUCCAACUACUCAUCCUCCAGUUGCUCGUAAAUUUAUCUGGGAGAACCAUAAGUUCAACCAGAGUGGUACUCCUGGGCAGUACGUCCCUUACUCUACUACACGCAAGAAGAUACAGGAGUGGGUCCCACCUACAACAGCUAGCAAAUAACAGGCAAAACAACAGCAAAAAGUGAUUUGCCUCCACUUUGGCCUUCAGUGCAAACUGUAUUUUCACUAAUUUUAUUUAAAGUAAAAGCUUCCUCUGA
This is a messenger RNA of Lagopus muta (rock ptarmigan), 600 nucleotides long. RefSeq names its product NADH:ubiquinone oxidoreductase subunit A12 (gene NDUFA12). The transcript has 4 exons. NCBI's taxonomy places the organism in Eukaryota, Metazoa, Chordata, Aves, Galliformes, Phasianidae. Gene Ontology annotation, biological process: response to oxidative stress; mitochondrial respiratory chain complex I assembly. The coding region runs from base 63 to 503 and encodes 146 amino acids. The record is from RefSeq and is a predicted model, not a curated record. Gene Ontology annotation, cellular component: membrane.